GCAAGUAGAGCACGCUAAAGCUACUGGUGGGGAGGAUCAUCCCGCUGGUUUUCGCGGUCUGGUUGAGGCAACAAACCUGUGCGUGAAUCAGUCUCGUGAGUGGACGACACAAGAUAACAAGCCUUAGGACUACUUCAAGGAUUUCUUGUUAAAAUCUGUCUCUUGUGCAAUCAUCAUGCAGGAAUUCAUGUGUACGAGACGCAUUAUUCAAUUGGCGUUCAUGGUUUUGUUCCCCAGUCUGCUACAAGCUUCUUCCCUCUGGAUGUCCAACAACAAGCGCCGAAUAGAUUACGACCUGUGGACAGACCACACCUCCAACGUUGUGGAUGACUAUCAAUAUGUUGGCCAACAAAUUCUUUUCCUCGAAAAGCUCAUCAGCAAAGUGUCUCAAACGGCAGACAACAAACGAGUUGGAUACGAAGACUCGCAAACCGCUUGGUACAACGAGGUUCAUUCAAAUCAUCUUGAGAAUAAAAUUAGCCCAGAUUAUGACGACGAUGAAGAUAAAAAGUUCGAAUAUAAAAAGAAGAUUGUGCAGGCGAGUCUGAUUCUGGGUUCAGUUGGCUGGGCCUUUGGCAAAUUGGGUCUCAUUUCAGUCAUUUCGCCACGUGUGGUCGUGCAGGAUACCGCAACAUCAACAUCAAGUACUUCAAUGCUAAUAACAUCAACACUAUUGACCACUACUACCCCGAGGAACACUAUUAUUAAUAUAACACCAAGGAAGACCACGACGCCAGCAACAACAACUAAACCAACAACUGCAACAACUACAACGAAGACGACAACCAUUGCUCCAGUCACGUGUUCUACCACAACGUCCGAUGCAACUGGAACUUACAAAACGAUCCGAACUCCAGGGACACAAGUGACGCAGUGCCUUUCCAUCACAGUGGCUGUUGGCAGUAGAAUUAAAAUUACUUGCAGGGUCGUCUAUACGCAGGCCGGCACUUACACGACGUUUUAUGAUAAAAGCGGCACAGCCAUAGUCACUACUUCGCCCGUCGUAAACCAAGUGUACACGACGACGGACAACACGCUGAUUAUCGAAUCCCUUGCCGACAGUUCCGCUUCCUCACCGCUUCGCUGCAAAUGGACAACUAUUCAAUAAAACGAACUGUAGAGCUCAAAGAAAACCUUUUCGUUGGUGGGUGAUUAUCAAGAUUCCAUUUUAAUUUUGCAUUAUCUUGCAGUCACAGUUAUGUAUUUUUUUAAAUGAAUAGUUCAUUAUGAAGUAGCAGGUGACAAAGUAUCUCGACAUUUAUUCAUGUUGGCUAUUACUCGUAAAGAAACGGGAAACAUUGAAAAAACGAUUGUGAACGAAAAAAUUUGUAAUUGUUUGUCAUUGUGAAAUCCUUGUUAUCUUGGCACUUUGGAAUGUUGACUAACGUUUCUAUGCUGCAUAUGGUCACAGGCUUACACACGGAAAUGAUAAAUGUGUUUGUUGUCAAUGACUAACAAUUUCAGGUUCCUCGUCAACGUCAAAUGACGGUCAAAU
This is a messenger RNA of Daphnia pulicaria, 1495 nucleotides long. RefSeq names its product cell wall protein DAN4-like. The transcript is spliced from 5 exons. The record is from RefSeq and is a predicted model, not a curated record. Bases 176 to 1108 code for a protein of 310 amino acids. NCBI's taxonomy places the organism in Eukaryota, Metazoa, Arthropoda, Branchiopoda, Diplostraca, Daphniidae.